Molecule: messenger RNA, 792 nt
Organism: Microthlaspi erraticum
Lineage: Eukaryota; Viridiplantae; Streptophyta; Magnoliopsida; Brassicales; Brassicaceae
Source: the annotation of a GenBank genome assembly
AUGGCUAUCCUUCUCCAUGCUUCUCCUCCUCCUCCGAUGACUAUCGUCUUCUCCAACUCAUCUUAUUCGCGGUUAAACCUACGAAGUCACGAUUUCAGGCGGCGUGUUCGUUGCCGUAUCUCUGAUUCCUCAGAGGUAAAAUUAGUUGAUGGUGCUUCGAAGUUGGAGUACAAGCCAGGGGUUCUCGACGAUUUCUUCAUGCGUUCGUUCCGGAACAAACUGAUAGAGGAAGUCGGGUCGGAUUCAGAGAAACCCGGGUACACUGGGCUUAUUGAGCUGGUGAAGCUUCUCAUGCUGAAGAAUCGAACUAGGUCGGCGACAAGUGAUGCAGCGGUGCGAAUACUAAAAUCGUUGUUUCCUCCACUCAUUUUAGAGCUUUAUAAGCUUCUUAUUUCUCCUUUAGCACAAGGCAAAAUAGCUGCGUUGAUGGUUGCAAGAGUUACAGUACUUACAUGUCAAUGGCUCAUGGGACCUUGCAAAGUAAAUGUUAUUGAUCUUCCAAAUGGAGAAUCUUGGGAUAGCGGGGUUUUCGUGGAGAAAUGUCAGUAUCUAGAAGAGAGCAAAUGUGUGGGAGUAUGCAUCAAUACUUGUAAACUACCAACUCAGACAUUCUUUAAAGACUACAUGGGAGUUCCUUUGUUGAUGGAACCAAACUUCAAAGAUUAUAGUUGCCAGUUUAAAUUUGGGGUAGCUCCACCGGAGGACGAUGGCAAUGUUAAUGAGCCGUGUCUUGAGGCAUGCUCAAUCGCUGGCCGCCGGAAAAUAGCUUCCGGAGAGUGUCCUAUGGCGUGA